ACGUCACCACGCCAACUUCCGCGUUCAUGUGUCAGACUCGGUGGCGGACGGAAGAGAGCAGAAAUCAUGGCUCUUGCAUUCAGUGAUGAGGAGUUUCAGCAGGCGUGGACGGAGCUGGACGAGCCGCAGCUGGACGGAGGAUGGGAGUUUUUCACCGAGACCAUGAACGUCAAGAUCUACCGACUCUACAACAAGGAGACGGGUUUGUACGAGUAUAAAGUGUUUGGUUCUCUGUCCGGCUGUUCUCCAGAGCUCUGCGCCGAGGUUUACAUGGACCUCAACUACAGGAGACAGUGGGACUCCUAUGUCAAAGAGCUGCAUGAGAAAGACUACAAUGAUCAGAAGGCCAUAUACUGGGAGGUGAAAUAUCCAAUGCCGCUGUCCAACAGGGAUUAUGUGUAUGUGCGCGAGCGAAGGGAUCUGGACGUGUCCGGACGGAAGAUCUGUGUGGUUUUAGCCAAGAGCACGUCUGUGUCUCAGUGUCCGGAGAAAAGAGGAGUGAUCCGAGUCAAAGACUACAAACAGAGCCUGGCCAUAGAGAGUGACGACUCCGGAGGAACCAAAAUGUUUAUGAACUACUUUGAUAAUCCUGGAGGAAUGAUCCCGACGUGGCUGGUCAACUGGGCAGCAAAGACGGGCGUUCCUUCAUUCCUCACCGACAUGAAGAAAGCCUGCAGCAACUACAGCGACUACUGCAAAAACAGCAAGUGAUCUGAGCUUCAGGCUCCUGUCAGAUGGGCAUUCUGGGUAGAGCUACUGCUGGUGAUGGGAGAAAACAUAGCUGGAGUCCUUCCUUACUGUCUUUUUUAAUUUCAUCUGUAACAGUAAAGGGAUAGCUCACCCGAAAUUGAAAUUGACUCCUCGUUAACUCACUCUCAAGCAAUUCCAAACUAUUUAUGAAGCUUCUGUUGGACACAAAAGAAAAGAACGUUGAAAACCGGUAGUCAUUGACAUACAUAAUGAUUACUGGUUUACAAAAUUCGUCCAAAUAUAUUAAAUUGUGUCCAACAGAAGAAGGAAAAUGAGUAAAUGAUGACUGAAUUUUACAUUUUUGGGUCAACUAUCUUUAUCAGUGAUUAAACGAAUUCUGAUUUGUGUUGUCUGUUAGCAUGAUUUUAGGGCUAAUUAUAGUUUUAGGGUGUGUUCACACUUGGUUUGUUUGAUCUGGAGUAUAAAAGAAAACUUUCUUUUCUACCGUCACUUUGAGUGACUUAUAGGUCACACUGAAGCACCAGACAGAAACGGAGGACAUUGGCAGAUCAUUUAGCCUGUAAAGACAUUUUUUGAAUGAUUUUUAAAUAUUAUUUCUGAAAACGAGAGUAACCUGCUCUGAGCUGGGAUCAAACUGUGGAAUCUUUGCAUUGAAGUCGAUUGCUCUAACAAGGAGGCUAAAGACCAUGGCCUCUAGCGUUUGUCCCUAGAGCAUUUUUAGCUAACUGGCUUCUUUUACACUCACCCCCCUAAACCUCACUCCCAUCCCGGACGAGCCCCCAAGUGUAACCCACCGGUCCUAUUGCACCCAUUCCACUCUGACCUUGCAUUGAACUGGGGAUUUUUUACAUGGGACUCGGUUGUUCUAACAAGGAGGCUAAAGACCAUGGCCUCUAACGUCUGUCACUAGAGCACCUUUAGAGAUCAGAGUGAGGUUUCCUUGCAUAGCACUUCACUAGCUGGCCACUGUUACACUCAGCCCCCUAAACCUUGCAUUGGAGUUGGUAGUUCUAACAAGAAGGCUAAAGACCAUGGCCUCUAGCGUCUGUUGCGAGAGCUCUUUUAGAGGUCAGAGGUGUGACGUUUACUUGCAUAGCACUUCACUAGCUGGCCGCCGUAACACUCACCCCCCUAAAUCUCACUCCCAUCCCGGGCGAGCCCCCAAAUGUAACCCAGAGAGCCUACUGCACCUAACUUGGCUGAGCUGGGAUCAAAUCGGCGAUUCUUUACAUUCAAGUCGGUUGCUCUAACAAGGAGGUUAAAGACCAUGGCCUCUAGCGUUUGUCCCUAGAGCAUUUUUAAAGGUCAGAGGAGUGAGGUUUACCUGCAUAGCACUUAGCUAGCUGGCUUCUUUUACACUCACCCCCCUAAACCUCACUCCCAUCCCGGACGAGCCCCCAAGUGUAACCCACCGGUCCUAUUCCACCCAUUCCACUCUGACCUUGCAUUAAACUGGGGAUUUUUUUUACAUGGGAGUCGGUUGUUCUAACAAGGAGGCUAAAGACCAUGGCCUCUAGCGUCUUACACUAGAACACCUUAAGAGGUCAAAGGUGUGACGUUUACUUGCAUAGCACUUCACUAGCUGGCCACCGUUACACUCACCCCCCUAAAUCUCACUCCCAUCCCGGACGAGCCCCCAAGUGUAAUCCAGAGAGCCUACUGCACCUAACUUGGCUGAGCUGGAAUCGAAUCGGCGAUUCUUUACAUUUGAGUCGGUUGCUCUAACAAGGAGGCUAAAGACCAUGGCCUCUAGCGUCUGUUGCUAGAGCACCGUUUAUGGUCCGAGGAGUGAGGUUUACCUGCUAACACUUCACUAGCUGGCUUCUGUUACAUUCACCCCCCUAAACCUCACUCCCAUCCCGGAUGAGCUCCCAAGUGUAACCCAUAGCUCCCACUGCACCCAACCUAAUUUGAGCUGGGAUCAAACUGGGAAUUCUUUGCAUGGGAGUCAGUUGUUCUAACAAGGAGGUUAAAGACCAUGGUCUCUAGCGUCUGUUGCUAGAGCACCGUUUAUGGUCAGAUGAGGGAGUUUUACCUGCAUAGCACUUCACUUGCUGACCACCGUUACACUCACCCCCUUAAACCUCACUCCCAUCCCGGAUGAGCUCACAAGUGUAACCCACAGGUCCUACUGCAUCCAACCCGCUCUGAGCUGGGAUCGAACUGGCGAUUCUUUAAAUGGGAGUCGAUUCCUCUAACAAGAAGGCUAAUGACCAUGGCCUCUAGUGUCUGUCGCUAUAGCUCUUUCAGAGGUCAGAGGAGUGAGGUUUAUCUGCAUAGCACUUCACUAGUUGGUCUCCGUUACACUCACCUCCCUAAACCUCACUUCAAUCCCGGACGAGCCCCCAAGUGUAACCCACCAGUCCUACUGCACCCACCCUGCUUUGAGAUAGAAUUGAACCGGUGAUUCUUUACAUGGGAGUUGGUUGUUCUAACAAGGAUUCUAACCACUAGCUGGCCUUCAAGACUAUAUUUUGCGCGUCUAAAAAAAUGCUUUUUGAUUUAGGAAUUUUCAGAUAUUUGGACUAGAAACAAGACAAAAAGGCACAUUUAAAAAAAAAAAAAAACUUUUCAUUCAUAACUGAAUAUGCUCAUUGUAUUUGGACAUGUGUUGGUAUUUCUAUUGGUUAUGAACUCGAGAAAGAGUUUAAUGAAUGAAAACAGCCUUUAAAAAAAAUCUCAGACACAAAUGAACAUCUGCUGUAAGCAAUAAAUAUGUCUGACAUCAGUACUGAACUGAAAUCAGCAAUACUGACUGUGAAGAGA
This is a messenger RNA of Danio rerio (zebrafish), 3477 nucleotides long. The record is from RefSeq and is a predicted model, not a curated record. NCBI's taxonomy places the organism in Eukaryota, Metazoa, Chordata, Actinopteri, Cypriniformes, Danionidae.